Symbiodinium natans is the source of this 1299-nucleotide messenger RNA. Lineage: Eukaryota; Dinophyceae; Suessiales; Symbiodiniaceae. The record is from the annotation of a GenBank genome assembly.
AUGGUUGCUCGUCUCUCCUGGGCACUCAGCCCACUCCUCAUCAGUCUGGCAACGGAGGCGGUCAGUUCAGAGGUCAGCGCUGCCGGCUGCCCGUACUUCCACCAGACGGCCUGCACAGCCGAACCCUUCAGGAGCUUUCUGGAGGAGUGGAAGCAGAAGACUCGGUGUUGGCUCUGCGACAGCCAACAGCUGGUGCUCCAGGCGCGCGGUGUUCUGCAGGACUUGCUCUACACCCAGCGCCCUCAGCUCCCGGUGAUCGGAGCCGAGGAGGUGAAUCUGCACCCAGUUUGGAAAGAGACGUGCGUGUCUGGCUUCCUCCUGGCAGUCUUCGCGUCAACGCGAAGUCAGUCCAUCCAGCCCUGGUCCUUCUACGACAUCGGAUUGUCUCUAAUCACGGGUUGCGCCUUUGAAGAGGCCACUUUCUUCGCGCUGUACGGCAUCACCCCUUCUCAGGUGGCCUACAACUUUUAUAUCCUGGGACUUCCGUAUCACCUGCCGGAUCCAGUGCUGCACAUCCAGGAAGCCGAGAUUGGAAGAGCAGAUGGAGCAGAGGCUGCUCCGCUGGUCAUUGAUGUAGGCAUGGGGCUGGGAGCGGACUCGCGUUACUUCCUGUCGCAGGGCUUUCGCGUUGUUGCCGUGGAAGCCAAUCGACGGGCCAUAGAGGUGGCGAUGACCAUCGACUGGGUGAAGCCUUUGGUGCUGGCGGGGAAGCUGUUGUUUCUUCAUGCUGCAGUUGCACCACCAGGAGGAGGCGGCAGCAGCACCACCGUCUACGCCUUCGACCAGCGUCCGGAGCAAAGUAACGCGCAGGCGUGGGUGGAGGAAGUUGGCGGCGUGGCCACCUCUGUCCGCACUAUCGAAUGCGCUGAUCUGCUGCGCUUGUUUGGCCAAGCUGUAUACAUGAAGAUCGAUGUGGAAUCCAGUACCAUCGACUGCUUGGACUCGCUGGUACAGUCUCAAAGAGAUGCUGGCCGGCGACCUGAGUUGCCCAAAUUCCUCUCCAUGGAGUUGGAGGCUGCACAGCUUUUUGAGCCCUUCUACAGGAACUUGAAGGAGUUAGGUUACCUCUUCUACAAGGCCUGCCGCCAGUAUGUCUAUUCCCCUUCGCCUUGCGAGCAAGGGCAAUACAGCAAAGAGGUCCCAGGCUGUGGGAGUGGUCCCUUCGGUGUGGCCGCGGUGGACUACCUCCGGGGUCUUCGGUGGAAUCCGAUUCAUGAGUUGCCGUCCGACCGGCAGUGGGUGGAGGAGUUUGAGAAGGGGCUAGAUUGGUUCGAUCUGCAUGCCAUGCGAAUGGCAUAA